Eucalyptus grandis is the source of this 801-nucleotide messenger RNA. RefSeq names its product protein WHAT'S THIS FACTOR 1 homolog, chloroplastic-like. The coding region runs from base 198 to 692 and encodes 164 amino acids. Gene Ontology annotation, molecular function: RNA binding. The transcript has a single exon. The record is from RefSeq and is a predicted model, not a curated record. Lineage: Eukaryota; Viridiplantae; Streptophyta; Magnoliopsida; Myrtales; Myrtaceae.
AUCAGAAUUUGCCUUUUCAUACUCUAGGGUUGCUUUCCCUAUCUUUCCCCUUGAAGUUUCCUCCCAAUUACAAGAAGGUGUGUAGAUAGGGAGGGAAGAUUGAGCACUUUCAGAAAAGGUCUUACUUGACUCCUUAUGCUGAUGCAUGUGGCCUUCAAGCUGGAUUGAAAGAAUUCAACAAGAGAUCCAUUGCAGCAAUGCACGAGUUACUUAGCUUCACAAUGGAAAAGAGGUUGGUAACCAAUCACCUCUCGCACUUUCGACAAGAAUUUGUGAUGCCUCAGAAGCUGAUGAGACUCUUGUUGAAGCAUUAUGGCGUUUUCUAUGUCUCUGAGAGGGGAAAGAGGUUUAGUGUGUUCUUCAGAGGAGCUUAUGAAGGUGCGGAGCUGAUUCGGAAAUGUCCGCUCGUUAUUUGGAAGGAAAAAGUCCUAAGCCUUAUUGGUUAUACGGGGAGGAAGAAAAAGAUAGAAACUUUUAUGGACUCAUCAGAUAUGGAAGAUAAUGAUUUUCUAGAUGGCAGCUCUGAGGAUGGAGGCAUUGCUAUGCAGCUUAACCAAAUAGAAGCCAUCAGUGAAUUGGAGGAUAUUGCAGUUGGAGACAGCUCCUUAAUGGAUAUACAUGAAAUUGACAAUAAGUACAAGCCUCGUGAUUCAUUUAAAGGUCAUAUGUUCUUAUUCGAGUUGUCAAGAUAACUUGCUUUCCAAGUCUUCUUCUUCACAAGUUCAAAGUUUCAAGUUUUUGUACAGAUUUAAUUAGACAAACUUUGCUUACAUCUAUAAACCAAGUUAAUUAAUAGUGGAC